UUAAAAGCUAUCUGUUCCCUGGACCUGGUCCGACAGCCCUAUCGCCCUCGCUGUCUUUCUCCUUCAUUCUUUCCUGGUGGGGCUUGCAGACACUGUCUAGACAUGUCGGACACAGAGGAAGUGGUGGAGGUGGAGGAAGCAGAGGAGGAGGUGCAGGAAGAAGCACCACCGCCUGAAGUGGAAGUGUCGCCCCCUGCUGAAGAAGAGCCCGCUCCUGAAGUAGAAGAACCACUUCCUGAAGUAGAAGAACCUCCUCCUGCUGUAGAGCCGCCUCCAGCUGUAGAAGAAGCACCUCCUGAAGUUGAAGAACCUCCUCCUGCAGUUGAAGAGCCACCUCCAGCAGAGGAAGAGGAGGAAGCCCCUGCUGAGGAAGCUGAACAAGUUGAAGAUGUGGGGAAAACAAAACCAAAGGGAUUUAUGCCAAACAUUGCACCUCCUAAGAUUCCUGAGGGAGACCACAAAGUGGAUUUUGAUGAUCUCCACAGAAAGCGUCAGGAGAAGGACUUGACUGAGCUUCAGGCUCUGAUUGAGGCCCAUUUCGUCCAGAGGAAGAAGGAUGAGGAGGAGCUUCUCGCCCUCGUCAGCAGAAUUGAGAAACGUCGCGCAGAGAGGUCAGAGCAGCAAAGGAUCCGUGCAGAAAAGGAGAAGGAGAGGCAGGCUCGUCUCGCUGAUGAGAAGGAGAGGAGGGAGAUGGAGGAGCAGCGCAAGAAGCAAGAUGAGGAUGCCAAGAAGAAGAAGGCCCUCACCAACCUCACCUCACAGCACGGAGGCCUGCAGCAGAAGCAAACUGAGGGUCGCAAAGGGGCUAAGAAGCAGACAGAGAGGGAGAAGAAGAAGAAGAUCCUGGCUGACAGAAGGAAGCCUCUCAACAUCGAACACCUGGACGAAAGCAAACUCAAAGAGAAGGCCACGGAGAUGUGGCAGUGGAUGAUGGAGCUGGAGGCUGAGAAGUUCGACCUCCAGGAAAAACUGAAGCGACAGAAAUAUGACAUGAAUUUACUGCAGACCCGUAUCAAUGAACAACAGAAGUUUGCAAAAGGUCGCGGAAAGAGCAAGAUGGCUGGGCGCCUGAGGUGAAGAGAUGGUGCUAUGCGGUUUCCAAGGAAACAAAGAAGAGGCUGAGCUCUCCUUCUAAUAUCAGCGUUUACCGUACUGUGGCUGCGAUGCAACUAUACUGUCCAAUCACACAUGUACAAGUAAUAAACACUAUGUUGCUUUUUGUUGUGGUA
Messenger RNA from Alosa alosa (allis shad), 1229 nucleotides. RefSeq names its product troponin T2e, cardiac (gene tnnt2e). The record is from RefSeq and is a predicted model, not a curated record. The coding region runs from base 103 to 1077 and encodes 324 amino acids. Lineage: Eukaryota; Metazoa; Chordata; Actinopteri; Clupeiformes; Clupeidae. Gene Ontology annotation, molecular function: troponin C binding; tropomyosin binding; troponin I binding. The transcript is spliced from 24 exons. Gene Ontology annotation, biological process: sarcomere organization; regulation of muscle contraction; cardiac muscle contraction. Gene Ontology annotation, cellular component: troponin complex.